Messenger RNA from Necator americanus (New World hookworm), 2052 nucleotides. RefSeq lists its product as uncharacterized. Gene Ontology annotation, biological process: DNA replication initiation; mitotic G2 DNA damage checkpoint signaling; mitotic DNA replication checkpoint signaling. The transcript has 19 exons. The record is from RefSeq and is a predicted model, not a curated record. The coding region runs from base 1 to 2052 and encodes 683 amino acids. Lineage: Eukaryota; Metazoa; Nematoda; Chromadorea; Rhabditida; Ancylostomatidae.
AUGACCACCGCAUACAAUUUUCCGGACUUGAAUAUAUCGCCGAUAAGUAUUGUUGAUGAAGAGGAUAUUGCUGGUAUUCGUGAUCGAAGAGUCGAAGAUUUCCAGCACACACUUCCUGUUCACGUUCCUCUAGAACAGUCUCUAAAAGGGCUUUCAAUUUCUGACAGCACUCCAUCGGGAAACCCAUCAGUUGUUCCAGAUUCGGAUCCUAUAAGACUAGAAGCUGCUUCAGAAGAUGAAUACCACGGUAGUCUCGUCACAGCACGAACAAGUAGUGGUGAUCGCCGGACUGGUCACUCACAUGUUUCACUGCGACUCGGGGAUUCGUUUGACGAAUCUUCGGAGGAAGCCUUCAUAGCCUUGGAAAACAGAAUGAAACAUUCACUGUUCUCUGUAGCUGAAUCAUGCGAUAUAGCUUCAGCUUCGCAGGAUUCGUUCUGUUAUAUUUUAAGCGGUUGUUGUGUUUGUGUUGAGAUGGGAUGUUGUAAGGAGUCAUCGUCGGAUGUCCGAUCCUGUUUGCGCCGUAUGGGAGCGGUGGUUUCACGGCGCUUUACUGAAACAACCACCCACGUGGUUUUCUCGUACGGCGGAAGCACCGAAAUUCUUCAAAGCGUCUUCGCCUCUUCAACGAGACCAUUUUUGGUCGAUCCUCAUUGGGUGCACGAAUGUUUCAAGACUCAAACACGAGUACCGGAGGAGAAUUUUUCACUGUAUGAGUGCCGUUAUUUGGUGAACGCUCUUCGUCGCAGUUUGGAUCAGCAGAACAUAUCCGGUUGCAGAAGUAUAGUGCUGCAAAAUAUUACGAACGAGAAUGGUCAUGUUACACAUGGAAAUAUAUCUGAGUUGGAUUUGCUUUCGAAACGACUGGAUAAGAUAGGAGCCGCGACAACAUGUGUGCUUGGAAAUCGCUGCCCCAGCGUUUUGAAAGGAAAACACCUGCGACCAGAAUUUCCGCCAAUCUGUCCUUCAAGAACUGCUCACAAAGGUGUUGCUACAGUCAAAAUCACUCGCCGACGUACCCACGGUGCGUUUCCGUUGGAGUAUCGAGAACCGUCCAGUAUCGCUGUGAAGUUGGUUCAAGAAUCCAGAGAGGAACAAGCUGCUAUAUGCGGUAGGCCGAGCAAGUCACGGAUGGAUAAUUCGGAUUUACUCAAGGAAAAUGAAGAACCUAGAAGCACCCAAGCUUGUGAUCUUCCUCUAACUUCGAAGAGGGACGCGGUUUCGAGAACGAAGAAAAUCGUCAGCGAACAGCAGGGGACCCAAUUCUUGAAGUCACCGCGGAAAUGUCUCGUCGCUGUUGAAAACAGCUCUGAGCUAGGGGGACUACUUGGGCUUAAAACUCCUUCCCAGCGUGGUAUCUAUGGACCUCUUGUAGAAACAGCCUCUUCUCUAAUCAAUGAACUGCAAUCUGCAUCCAGUUCAGCUGAGUUUGUGGGUAGAAGACAAACUACACGAAUCACAAAUAAAACUAGAGAUGGAGUCGUUUUUACAGGAUUUGUGAAGGAAAUAGAACGAGAACUUUAUCCUCAUGUUCGUGACUUGGGCUUGAAAGUUCAUUCGAAAAUUAGUGCAAGAACGUAUUGCCUUGUAAGUGCAAAUGGAGAACGGACGCUCAACACAUUGCGAGCUGUGGUUAUGGGUAUCCCAGUGGUGACGCCUGACUGGGUUGAGAUGUGUGUUGAUUACAACAGACUGCUGCCAUUAGAUAAAUUUGAACACAAACGAUGGAAGGAACUGAUUCAGAAGAGAGCACGAAACUGUAACUUAUUUGAUGACUAUGGGCCAAUUAUGGUGUGUGAGGAUUGUGCCCCUCCUUCUGAUGUCCUCAAAUGGUUGAUUGAGGAAAGUGGAGGAGAGCUUACCACUGACCCACAAGAGUGCUCCUUAAUCGUUGCUCCAGCACAACAUUCUUUAGAAAUAUUAUGCUCAGAAGAAAUGGGAGCACCUCCCCCUGUUGUUAUUGAAAAAUAUAUUCUAGACUGUAUUUGCGAAAAUGCGGUGUUAGAUGUGGACGAUUACAUGGAACACCAAGUUGUUGAUGAUCUCUUAUGA